GGCACCGCUGGGCAGCCCCGCCACCGAGGCACGCUCGGGCCUUCUGUAAGGGCGGAGCCGUGGAGCGAGGCCGGAGCCCGCUGGGACCUUUUCCUGUAGAUGGGAACGGGGGAAGGAGCCCAGACGUGGCAACACAUUCUAAGGCUCCUGCAGGACCACCAUGGCUUAUGAUGACUCCAAGAAAAAAGAAGAGUUCCUAGAGGGUGGCCGAAGUGUUGAUGACGUGGGGCUGGCAACUGUCAGGAUACAACGAGAGAAAAAACGCUCUUACAAGGAUCUGCUGCAAGAGGAAGAGGAGGUAGCAACACAGGACUGUGAGCUUUUUGCGGGGACAGAACCUCACAAAAAGAAGAGAAAGCACUCCUCCGAUGAGUUCUGCUACAGAGGUGUUUCGCCUUUGGAUCUACCAUCAAAGAAGAAGAAAAAAGCAGUUUCUAGCCCAUCCUCAGCUGAUACAACCAUGGAUUUACUCAAGGCUGUUACUUCACCCUUGGCCACAGCCUCAAAGUCUUCCAAGAAGACCUCUGAAAAAUCACCUUAUUCGUCCUCUAGCCAUUCCGAAAGCAAAAAGGAGCACCACAAGAAGAAGCUGAGUAGUAGCAGUGGGGAGCACUCAGCGGAUGAUGGGAGCUUUCACAAAUCUAAAAAAAUGAAACCUCUCUACGUAAACACAGAGACACUUACACUUCGUGAACCUGAUGGUUUGAAGAUGAAGCUCAUCCUUUCACCAAAAGAGAAAAGCAGCGCAGCAGAUGAUGAUGCUUUCUCCUACUCUUCAUCAGGUGCAAAGAAAUCUUCAAAGAAACCAUCUCGGGAUGAACAAGGCUCAUUCCUGCUGGGCCAUGACCUGCAGAGCUUCCUGAAGUCAUCCCGAAAGAAGCAUAAACUACCUCCAGACCCACAUCCACCUUCUGAGAGUUUUGGUGCUGACACCUCCCUUUUUUCAGAGGGCCAUGGGAGUGAGUAUGAAAUUUCAGGUGUGGAGGCACCACCAGAAUCUGGUUCCUCUUCUGGUGGGGAGUUGGAGGCUGGAGAACUAGUGAUAGAUGACUCCUACCGGGAAAUCAAGAAGAAGAAGAAGUCAAAAAAAAGUAAGAAAAAAAAGGACAAGGAGAAACACAGGGAGAAGAAGCACUCUAAGUCUAAAAAGAGUUCUGGGCAUGCUCCGGUGGCAGAAGGAACAGUAUCACCACAGCAUCUUUCCAGUACCCACUAUGGUAUUCCUCCACCUCCUUCUUCUGGUUUUCACUCAGAUGGUCAAGGUGAGAAGAGGAGGAAAAAGGAAGACAAGGAUAAAGACAAGGCUGAGAAAUGGGAAAAGGAGAAGGAAAGAGAAAAAGAAAAGGAAAAGGAAAGAGAAAAGGAAAAGGAAAGAGAAAAGGAAAAGGAACGAGAAAAGGAGAAGGAACGAGAAAAAGAGAAGGAAAGAGAAAAGGAAAAGGAAAGAGAAAAGGAAAAGGAACGAGAAAAGGAGAAGGAAAGAGAAAAAGAAAAGGAAAGAGAAAGAGAAAAGGAAAGAGAAAGAGAAAGAGAAAAACCAAAGAAGAAAAACAUGUCUGCCUAUCAAGUGUUCUGUAAGGAGUAUCGUACAACUAUUGUGUCUGAGCACCCUGGAAUAGAUUUUGGAGAGCUAAGUAAAAAACUGGCAGAAGUGUGGAAGCAGCUGCCCGAGAAGGAUAAAUUGAUCUGGAAACAGAAAGCUCAGUAUCUCCAACACAAGCAGAAUAAAGCGGAGGCCACCACUGUGAAGAGAAAGGCAUCGUCUUCAGAUGGUGCACCAAAAAUAAAAGCUUCUCCAACAGGAGCAGUUUCCCCUCAUAAGAAAUCCCCCACCAGCACCAUGGUGGUUUCUUCCUCACCAUCCAAACUCCCUGAUACAGACCCUAUUGACGUAGCUGCACAUUUACAGCUGCUGGGUGAAUCUCUGAGCCUCAUUGGACACAGACUGCAGGAAACAGAGGGAAUGGUGGCUGUUUCAGGAAGUUUGUCAGUGCUUCUGGAUUCAAUCAUUUGUGCUUUGGGCCCGUUAGCAUGUCUGACCACACAACUACCUGAGCUGAAUGGCUGCCCAAAGCACGUUUUGUCAAACACACUAGACAACAUCGCCUACAUCAUGCCUGGACUUUGAUGGGAAAGGAUCCUGGGAUGUACUCAACCUCUGCAUAACUGACUUGUGUGCUACACCGGCACUCCCGAAGGGCUCCGUGUGUAGGGUUUUAAACUUUUAUAUCUGUACAGCGUAUACAUAGGAUUGUAAUUAUUUGACUUCUAUUUUAUGACAAGUCAUGCAGUUAAGGUGAGAAAACCCUUUCGUGUUGGUGAGUGAAAUGUCCUCAAAUCUGAAAGUAUUUUGUGUGCAGAAUUCAGAAAGCUUUUGAGAUACUUGCCUUAAAUUCCACCCCCACCCUCCCUGUAGUGGGGGAAGCAGCCAGAGGAUGGACUUCUUGAUAUAGAGGAAAGCCAUCACUAUGAGAGGGAUCACUGAAAUAGGUAUCCCACAGAGGCUGUUGACUCCAUCCAGUACAGGUAUUAAUAACAUCCUUGAUGUUAUUAAAAAAUAUAGAGCAGCCUGCUCUAAUUGGACUUCC
This is a messenger RNA of Calypte anna (Anna's hummingbird), 2588 nucleotides long. RefSeq names its product HMG-box containing 4 (gene HMGXB4). The record is from RefSeq and is a predicted model, not a curated record. NCBI's taxonomy places the organism in Eukaryota, Metazoa, Chordata, Aves, Apodiformes, Trochilidae. The coding region runs from base 161 to 2128 and encodes 655 amino acids. The transcript has 11 exons.